GCAUGCCACAUGGCACAUAUCCGAAACCAAACAAAAUAAGCGCGCUUUCCCCUCAUCUAAUUUCAAUCCUGGAGUUAGCCGAGGGAUUAAAGAUGGAGACGGAGGAGGGCUCCGCGUGCAUUCCAAUUCUCAAACCAACCGAUGAAUCAGAAUUGGAGAAGCAAUGGCGGCUGUACGAGGCGUACAACGAGCUGCACGGUCUGGCGCAGGAGUUCCAGACCCCAUUUGAGGCGCCGGCAGUGCUGGUGGUGGGCCACCAGACAGACGGUAAGAGUGCUCUGGUGGAAGCUCUCAUGGGCUUCCAGUUCAACCACGUCGGCGGCGGCACCAAGACCAGGCGCCCCAUCACUCUCCACAUGAAGUACGACCCUCUCUGCGAGCUCCCCCGCUGUCGUCUCGUCUCCAAUUCCGAUGCCGACUCUGAUCCCUCCAUUUUGGUUGCAGAGAAAAUGUCUCUCCUGGAAAUUCAGGCAUACAUUGAAGCUGAAAAUAUGAGGUUGGAGCGCGACCCUUGUCAAUUUUCAACCAAAGAAAUAAUUAUUAAAGUGGAAUAUAAAUAUUGCCCAAAUCUUACCAUUAUAGACACUCCCGGACUUAUUGCUCCUGCUCCAGGUCCAAAGAAUCGAGCGCUACAGAGUCAAGCUCGUGCAGUGGAGUCCCUCGUGCGAGCUAAAAUGCAGCAUAAAGAGUUCAUUAUACUAUGCCUUGAAGAUUGUAGCGACUGGAGCAAUGCAACCACCCGGAGGGUGGUUAUGCAAAUUGAUCCUGAGCUUUCAAGAACGGUCAUUGUCUCUACCAAGCUUGAUACAAAAAUACCCCAGUUUGCACGUUCAUCAGAUGUGGAAGUUUUCCUUUCACCACCUGCAUGUACACUUGAUGGCUUCAUACUGGGUGACUCUCCCUUUUUCACAUCUGUGCCUUCAGGAAGAGUUGGUUCUGGCCCUGAUUCGGUUUACAGAACAAAUGAUGAGUUUAAACAGGCAAUAUCCCUAAGAGAGGAGGAAGAUGUUAAAUCUUUGGAGGAGAGGUUGGGCCGAUCACUAUCAAAGCAAGAAAGAAGUAGAAUAGGUGUAAGCAAACUUCGAUUCUUCUUGGAAGAAUUGCUGCAGAAAAGGUACAUGGAUAGUGUUCCAUUGAUCAUUCCACUUCUUGAAAAGGAGUACCGGAGCACAACAAGAAAGCUGAAUGAAAUAAAUCAGGAACUCAGCACCUUGGAUGAAGUAAAAUUAAAGGAGAAAGGAAGAACAUUUCAUGAUCUGUUCUUGACCAAGUUGUCAUUGUUAUUGAAGGGGACAGUUGUUGCACCUCCAGAUAAAUUUGGUGAAACACUACAAGACGAGAGAACUAAUGGAGGGGCAUUUGUUGCUUCUGAUGGUGUUCAGUUUCCUCACAAGUUAAUACCUAAUGCGGGAAUGCGUCUUUAUGGGGGUGCACAAUAUCACCGUGCCAUGGCUGAAUUCCGUUUUGUUGUUGGAGGAACUAAAUGCCCUCCAAUUACGCGGGAAGAAAUUGUAAAUGCCUGCGGAGUUGAAGAUAUUCAUGAUGGAACAAACUACUCUAGGACAGCUUGCGUAAUAGCUGUUGCAAAGGCUAGGGACACAUUUGAACCUUUUCUUCAUCAGUUGGGUGGUAGGCUCUUGCACAUUCUGAAGAGAUUGCUUCCUAUUUCUGUAUAUCUUCUACAAAAAGAUGGUGAGUACCUUAGCGGCCAUGAAGUGUUUCUCAGGCGCGUUGCUUCUGCCUUCAACAAAUUUGCUGAAUCUACUGAAAGAGCUUGCCGUGAAAAAUGUAUGGAGGAUUUAGUAAGCACCACCCGUUACGUCACCUGGUCCCUCCACAAUAAGAAUCGGGCUGGGUUACGUCAAUUUUUGGACUCAUUUGGAGGAGCAGAAGAGUCCACAAAUCCUUUAUCUGCUGGUCUUCACCAUGAUUCAUCAUUGGGGUCUGUUGCCAAUGAGAGGCAAUAUACUAAGCCAAGGGCAGAUGUAAAGCUCAGUCAUGUGGCCUCAAGCGCUGACUCUACCUCUUCUAUUCAGACAACGGAAACAAGGCUGGCUGACCUUCUAGAUAGCACUCUUUGGAACCGGAGGCUUGCUCCUUCAUCUGAAAGGCUUGUCUAUGCUUUGGUACAACAGAUAUUUCAUGGCAUAAGAGAAUAUUUCUUGGCAUCUGCCGAAUUAAAGUUCAACUGCUUCCUUCUAAUGCCAGUUGUAGACAAGUUGCCUGCACUCCUUCGGGAGGACUUGGAAUCUGCUUUUGAAGAUGACUUGGAUAAUAUCUUUGACAUCACUAACCUGCAACACUCAUUGGGCCUGCGGAAACAAGAUACAGAGAUUGAGCUGAAAAGGAUUAAGAGGCUUAAAGAGAAAUUCAAACAAAUACAUGAGCAGCUUAGUUCACAUCAAGUCGUGUUAAGGACAUCCAUGAUUUCCUUGGAGUGAUUUGUGAUCCAAGUUGCUGCAGAAUGAAAUGGUCAGAUGUGCGAUAACAUUAUUUAUAAUCCGUUUCUUUUCUGUUUGCACUUAUCCAUAGAAUAACGAUUGGGUACGUGGUCGUUUAAGAAUAUUCAUACUCAAAACCAUGCUUUAGAAGUACCUUUAGUUUGUUUCUCAUCAA
Messenger RNA from Juglans regia (Persian walnut), 2616 nucleotides. Its product is annotated as dynamin-like protein ARC5. NCBI's taxonomy places the organism in Eukaryota, Viridiplantae, Streptophyta, Magnoliopsida, Fagales, Juglandaceae. Gene Ontology annotation, cellular component: microtubule; membrane; cytoplasm. The coding region runs from base 3 to 2441 and encodes 812 amino acids. The record is from RefSeq and is a predicted model, not a curated record. The transcript is spliced from 17 exons. Gene Ontology annotation, molecular function: GTPase activity; microtubule binding; GTP binding.